GUAGUAAAUUAAGUUACUCACUCACUCACUCAUCUAAGUAGCAGGCUCGCUACACUACACAGAAGCAUCCAUCUAGUUAAUUAUGGACAACAACAACAAUGUCAAUAGUAAUAGUAAUAGUGAAGAGAUCCCAUCAGCACCCUCCACCCCAGCUACCCCAGGGACUCCAGGCGCCCCUCUCAUCGCCGGCUUCAACCACGGUCACAACAGGCUCGGUCGGAAGCCGGCGUCACUGCUGAGGAACUGCAGCUGCUUCGCCGUCGAGGAAUGGGCCAUGGAGGAAGGCGUCGCCGGCCGCUUCCCUCCGGCCGUCUCUUGCUCUUUCUCCUUCCCCCGCUCUCCGCCCGUUUCCCUCGCCCGCAAGGUGGGAGCUGAAUUCAUAGGAACCCUGAUCCUGAUCUUCGCCGGGACGGCGGCGGCGAUCGUGAACGAGAAAACGCAAGGGUCGGAGUCGCUGCUGGGGCUGGCGGGUUCGUCGGGGCUCGCGGUGAUGAUCGUGAUAUUGUCGACGGGCCACAUCUCCGGGGCCCACCUCAACCCGGCGGUCACCAUUGCUUUCGCUGCCCUCAAACACUUCCCCUGGAAACACGUGCCGGUGUACAUUGGAGCGCAAGUGGCGGCGUCGGUGGUUGCCGGGUACGGGCUGAAGGCGGUGUUUCAGCCGGUGAUGGGGGGAGGGGUGACGGUGCCGGCGGCCUCCGUGGGCUACGCACAAGCUUUUGCGUUGGAGUUCAUUAUCAGCUUCAACCUCAUGUUUGUCGUCACCGCCGUGGCCACCGACACCCGAGCUGUAGGGGAGCUAGCCGGAGUUGCAGUAGGGGCUACUGUAAUGCUCAACAUUCUCAUUGCUGGGAACACAACCGGUGGUUCGAUGAAUCCGGUGAGAACUUUGGGGCCUGCGGUAGCUGUGAACAACUACACAGCGAUAUGGAUCUACCUCACUGCCCCCGUACUCGGGGCACUAUGUGGAGCCGGGACUUACGUAGCUGUUAAGCUUCCUGAUCAGGAGGAGGAUGGAGAUACUCAUGAGAAGCCAGCAACAUCAAGGAGCUUCAGGAGGUGAUACCGACGAAUUGGUUGAUGAUCAGUGGUAUAUCCAAACGAAAAAUAAACCAGCAUCUGAAAAUACAAAGAGAGUGUAAUUCAUGUACUUCUUCUUGAGUUUAACUGGCAAUAAUGCAUAGAUAGGCAA
Molecule: messenger RNA, 1192 nt
Organism: Linum trigynum
Lineage: Eukaryota; Viridiplantae; Streptophyta; Magnoliopsida; Malpighiales; Linaceae
Source: the annotation of a GenBank genome assembly